GCAGCAAAAAGAACCGCACUUGCCACCUAGUUUACUUUCUCUCCUCUGUUCCUCGACCAAAGCAAUCCCAUAAUUCAACAAUGAAAUGGCAGAGAUUCUUGUCGAUCCCAGUCUUUAGUGUAUUUCUGUUAAUGGGUUCUAUUUAUUUCGUUACUAUUUUUAUUUUCAUCGAGGAUUGGGUUGGGUUGCAGAGUUCAGUUGGAAUUUUGAAUGCUUUGAUCUUUACUUUGAUGGCUUCUUUAUGCGUUUUCUCUUUCUGUGUUUGUGUUGUCACUGACCCUGGUCACGUUCCUUCCUCUUUUGUCCCUGACGUUGAAGGGAAUGGCAUUUCAGAUCAAGAAUCCAAAAAUAAUAGUUCACUAUUGAGGCAAUGUGACAAGUGUUGCACUUACAAGCCUCCCAGGGCUCACCAUUGCCGGAUCUGCAGAAGGUGUGUUUUGAGGAUGGACCAUCAUUGUCUGUGGAUAAAUAAUUGUGUUGGCUAUUGGAACUAUAAGGCCUUCUUCAUAUUAGUUCUCUAUGCAACUGCAGCAAGCAUCCAUUCUAUGGUCACGAUCAUCAGCUGCGUGCUUCAAAAGAAUUGGGAUUUUGGUCGAAGUAUGCCCCUCAAGAUAUUUUAUGUUCUUUCUGGAGUGAUGAUGAUGGCAUUGGCUGCGACACUUGGAGCUCUCUUGGGUUGGCAUAUUUAUCUUAUGACUAAUAAUAUGACAACUAUAGAGUAUCAUGAAGGAAUUCGUGCAGCAUGGUUGGCUAGGAAAUCUGGGCAGAGUUAUCGGCAUCCAUUUGACAUUAGUGUUUACAAAAAUAUCACCUUGAUAUUAGGUCCAAACAUGUUGAAGUGGUUUUGCCCCACUGCAGUGAGCCAUCUAAAAGAUGGAAUGAACUAUCCUACUUCACAUGACAGUUGAUGCACAUUCCAUUUCUACUCUGCUCUUAGAACUGGAAUCAUUUCAUGCAAUCUGCUUCUCCGCGCAAAGAAUUCACAAUUUUUUAAUUUUAUUCUUCAAAUUUCUCAAGAACUUGCAAGGAGUUGGCAGGCGGCAAUUACAGAGCUUUCUAAAUAAUCUUCGGCAAGUAUGCAGCCUAAAACAUCAAUUGCAAGUUUUUAAUGCACACUGUAAGUAUAGGAUUGGUUUGCUCAGAUAUACCAUUGUCCUUUUAUACCUUGAUGGAAUGUAACUUAAAGGGUGUAGAAACUGUACAGUAGAGAGCUUCUAUGUAAAUCACAUUCUAUGUGCAAGUUUUGAUUCUCAUUGCUCCUUGAUAGCGUUAUGGGCAUCGCCUAUUAUUCAAAGACAAUUUAUUAUGAUUCUGUCCUUUAUUUGGCAAGAAUCUGCAGAGACGAAGACAUAGCUUGAAUAGUUUAUUGAAAAAUGAUUUCUGCUUUGAAUUA
This is a messenger RNA of Jatropha curcas, 1393 nucleotides long. Its product is annotated as DHHC-type zinc finger family protein. Gene Ontology annotation, molecular function: palmitoyltransferase activity. Lineage: Eukaryota; Viridiplantae; Streptophyta; Magnoliopsida; Malpighiales; Euphorbiaceae. The record is from RefSeq and is a predicted model, not a curated record.